This is a messenger RNA of Achroia grisella, 1607 nucleotides long. RefSeq names its product WD repeat-containing protein 5 (gene wds). The coding region runs from base 237 to 1277 and encodes 346 amino acids. Gene Ontology annotation, molecular function: histone binding. The transcript has 8 exons. Lineage: Eukaryota; Metazoa; Arthropoda; Insecta; Lepidoptera; Pyralidae. Gene Ontology annotation, cellular component: Set1C/COMPASS complex. The record is from RefSeq and is a predicted model, not a curated record.
GUUAACUUUAUGUUGUUGGUAUAAUUGAUCCUCUUCGCGAAAUAUGCACGCAUUGAGAUGCCUGAAUUUAGAAUCUUCUAUGAAUAUCUAUGUUGAAGAUUAUAAAAAAACGCGAGUGGCCCUCAAGUUCCGUCGGAUAUCUAUUCUAAACUGUAUUUAUAAUUGUUAUUCUUUGUGUGAUAGUGACUGUAGUGGGUGACAAACAAAGGAAAACGUAGUGCGUCUAAAGUUAAAACAUGGUGCCGCUAGGACCGGGGCCAGGCCAUCCUGUUGCGCAUCAAACACACGGUGGCCCUUCUACUAAUCUAACAGGCCCAAAUUCGCUUUCACAAAGCGCUCCACAAUCUAACAAAUCUUCAGUGGCGAAGCCGAAUUACACUCUGAAAUUUACGCUUGCUGGUCACACGAAAGCGGUAUCGUCAGUAAAAUUCAGCCCUAACGGAGAAUGGCUUGCUAGUUCUUCUGCUGACAAACUUAUAAAGGUGUGGGGUGCUUACGAUGGCAAAUUUGAGAAGACUAUAUCAGGCCACAAAAUGGGAAUCAGUGAUGUGGCCUGGUCCUCAGAUAGUCGGCUCAUUGUCAGUGCUAGUGAUGACAAAACAUUAAAGGUGUGGGAAUUGAGUUCAGGCAAAUGUUUAAAAACGUUAAAAGGACAUAGUAAUUAUGUGUUCUGCUGUAAUUUUAACCCUCAAAGCAAUCUUAUUGUAUCUGGCAGUUUUGAUGAAAGUGUAAGAAUAUGGGAUGUAAGAACAGGAAAGUGUUUGAAAACAUUACCGGCACAUUCAGAUCCAGUAUCGGCAGUUCAUUUUAAUAGAGAUGGGAGUCUCAUUGUAUCAUCAAGUUAUGAUGGCUUAUGUCGAAUCUGGGACACGGCAUCAGGGCAAUGUUUGAAGACGUUAAUAGAUGAUGACAACCCUCCAGUAUCAUUCGUGAAGUUCUCACCAAACGGAAAAUAUAUAUUAGCUGCUACUCUAGACAACACAUUAAAAUUAUGGGACUACAGCCGCGGCAAGUGUCUAAAGACAUACACUGGACAUAAAAAUGAGAAAUAUUGUAUUUUUGCUAACUUCAGUGUCACCGGUGGAAAGUGGAUAGUAUCAGGUUCAGAAGACAACUUAGUCUAUAUAUGGAAUCUUCAAUCAAAAGAAAUAGUUCAACGGCUCUCAGGACAUACGGAUACGGUUCUCUGUACUGCUUGUCACCCCACCGAGAACAUAAUUGCGUCGGCCGCACUUGAAAACGACAAGACUAUUAAACUUUGGAAAAGUGAUACUUAAAAUUUAGCUUUGGCUUUCUAGCAGAAGCAGAAGCAGUGAUCUGUAUAAGUGGCUUCAUAUUGCAAGCCAUACGACACCAGCCUGUGUAAAUUGUGUAGGUACCAAAAUUGUGGUACCGGAUAUUGGACGCUGAACAUAUUUUCAUUUCCAUUCAUUAUUUGAUCACAGUGAAAUGUGUGCAUUUUCGGUUGUAAUAAUUAUACAUAUUUUUUGUAUCUGACAUGUCAAAUGAAAGGAUGAAAUGUUUUAGCCAUUUUGUUUAGUUAAGAUUGAGUUUAAGAAUGUCAUUUAGAAUUAACUUGUUGGAUACGAUUAAAAAUCUAGUAGUUA